AUGGAUCAACAAGAUGAGCUUCUCAACGCAAUGAGGCGUAACCGCAACAUAUCUUUCCGGAAUGUCGUCAACAAGCAAAGGGUCGCAGAGGCAGUCGCCCAAAGGUUCAGAACUCCUGGUCCAGCCCUCCUUGACACCGACGAAGUGCGAGACUGUGUCAUCUGCAGCGACCCUUUCGACACGUCAGGAGAUAAAUUGGUUCCUGAGCAUCUCGCCAUCGUUCAACUUCCUUGCUGCACCAAGUUUAUCCACACGCGGUGCUUCAAAGGAGUGACCACUGGCAAGAAACAAGCAUGCCCGUUCUGCAACGCCGAUCUCGAAACAAUAGGCAUGAACCCAGGCGACGGGACCGAAUUUUUGUCAUUUUCAUUACGCCACGCAGAGCUCCCACCUGGGCUACACCGUUUUUCAACAGGCAUAGAGAAGGCCAUUGCAUCAUUCAUUGAUCCAAAUGGCAUCGCUUUACUGAAAAAGCUGAACAGGGUCAUCGAAGACGAGGAGGGUAUGCCCAGGGGUACUCUUGGUGCGGUGUACAGGGACUGGCAUAUGAAUGCGUAUUAA
Messenger RNA from Fusarium graminearum PH-1, 561 nucleotides. RefSeq lists its product as uncharacterized. Bases 1 to 561 code for a protein of 186 amino acids. NCBI's taxonomy places the organism in Eukaryota, Fungi, Ascomycota, Sordariomycetes, Hypocreales, Nectriaceae. The record is from RefSeq and is a predicted model, not a curated record. The transcript has a single exon.